This is a messenger RNA of Olea europaea var. sylvestris, 1848 nucleotides long. Its product is annotated as WD repeat-containing protein 13-like. Lineage: Eukaryota; Viridiplantae; Streptophyta; Magnoliopsida; Lamiales; Oleaceae. The record is from RefSeq and is a predicted model, not a curated record. Bases 169 to 1632 code for a protein of 487 amino acids. Gene Ontology annotation, molecular function: protein binding; promoter-specific chromatin binding. The transcript is spliced from 12 exons. Gene Ontology annotation, cellular component: nucleus.
AACAUAAGAUAAACCGUCCAUUACUUGUAUUCUCAACAAGCCAUUUCCAUCAAGAUCUUAACAAUAUGUUGAUUCAGGAAACGAAAGAAAUCGAAAACGUUAGAGUUUCCGAUCUCCGAAACUUGUAGCUUUUUUGUCUAAUAAUUCAAUGCGAAAUCGACAAAUAGCAUGGCGGAACAAGCGAUUAUGAAGAGUUCGCCUGAAAAUGAUGAUUCGAAAUUGGAAAAUUGUGACAAGAAGAAAGAGGACCUGAUAUUGGAUCCAGAAUUCUUCAGUUGUAUGCUUCAGCCUUUGCCUUCCAAUUCAAAUCCCAAUUACAUUGGAAUCCGCCGCCUCCUCCUCCAUCGGAAAGCUCAGUCCAGUGUCCUGCGCCGCAAGGAUUGGAGAUGUAACGGAAAAGGUUAUGUUGCCUUCCGUAAUUACAUUAAUAGGCCGAGAAAUUGGGAAAGUUCACAAAUACCGAGUUACCCGAGCACUCCAGGACAGAGUGGACAAUGGAUACCAUCUCCAAGUCCAAUCUCCCAUAUGUUUGAGGUGGACAGCUGGAGUACGAGCAGGGAUCUACGAAGUGGUAGUAGAGCAUUGAGUUUCCGCACAAGUGUCAGUUCAAAUGCAAGCGAUACCGAGAUCCCACGUAGAAAGGGCGAACCUGCAUAUUCCUUUGUUGGGAUGCAUUGCAUUUUUGACCAGUGCAAGGCCAUGGUUACGGUCAUAAAGUUUGGGCACAUGAGCUCUGAUCUGCUUGCUUAUGGAGCAUCAGAUGGAAGCUUGACUGUAUGCACUGUUUCUACAUCACCUGCAGUUCUCAAGCAGUUAACGGGACAUACAAAAGAUGUCACAGAUUUUGACUUCUCAGCUAACAAUCAGUACAUCACAUCUUCCUCAAUCGACAAAACUGUGAGAGUAUGGGAUAUCUUGAAAGGCCUUUGUAUGAGGGUGAUUUAUGGAAUUUCACCUCAACUUUGUAUUCGUUUUCAUCCGGUGAACAAUAAUUUUCUUUCAGUUGGCAAUGCAAACAACGAGAUAAUGGUGUUCAAUUUCAGCACUGGAAGAACAAUCAGUAAAGCGACCUUUGACAGUGAGGUUACUGCUAUGGACCAUGACCACACUGGUCAGCUUAUCUUCUGUGGUGAUGCUAAGGGAUGUGUAUACACAGUUAGUAUGGAUUCACAUACAGGUGCCUUAUCUAGGUUUCAUCGUAACCGAAGUAGCGGCAAGCACAAUUCUCCAGUCACUACCGUGCAGUACAGAACCUUUUCUUUGCUCUCCCGAGGUCCUGUCUUGCUAACUUUUUCUCAAGAUGGAAGUUUGUCUUUCUUCAGCAUCUCUUUGGAGAUACAAGGUUAUUUGACUCUUCGCUGUGCACUUAAAUUGGCUCCACGACUGCAUAGCAUUCGUGCUUCUUUCUGUCCUCUACUUUCCCUUGAGAAGGGAGAAUUUAUAGUUGCCGGGAGUGAAGAUGCUAAUGUCUAUUUCUACGAUUUAACUCGACCAAAGCACACGUGUGUAAACAAACUACAGGGUCAUGGCUACCCGGUUAUUGGCAUUGCUUGGAACCAUGGAGAGAAUUUGUUGGCUUCUUCAGAUUUUGGUGGAACUGUCAUUGUAUGGAAAAGAGCAAAGACAAGUUGAAAGGGACCCUGUAAUUCUUUUACCAUAAACUGAAACCAAAGGGAUUAGGAAAACGAACUAUCUGAAAUAGAAAAUAUUUGUGUAAACCUCCGGCUCUGUUGGGUUCUUAAAUACAAUUAUUUAUUUAUUUAUUUAUUUAUUUGACGGAAAAAGUCGAAUCCAAAUGAAUAAUGCAUUGUUUGAUUUUUGUAUUGAAUGACAUGUAAACUGUUUUUA